UGGUGCUGAUUAAAAUUUGAAACAGUCAAAAUGUUUUGGAUUCUACUCCUGUUUGGAGUGGUGAAUGCUGUCACAUAUGACAGCUUCAGUGGGCGACCAGCUACUGGACCGCAGCUGAAUCAAUUCGAUAAGUACGGCACAACAAGCAUGUGUACAAAUGAAAUCGCGCCUUGCGAUCCAAAUGAAAGACGAAGGAUCGAUGGUUCCUGUAACAACCUGAAGAACCCUCAGCGCGGAGCUAUUCACACGCCUUCUUACAGAGUCCUACCACCUGUUUAUUCUGAUGGUUACAGAAACCGAAAAUCUAUAUGUGGUACGAAUGAAGAAUUAAAACCACCCAGAAUUAUACGAUAUGAGACAUUGUUAGAAGGCAAGGCUUCGUCAUCGAAGUUCACGCAAUUGGUCACGUACUUUGUACUGUUCAUGUUCAACGACAUUGGAAGCGUACAGGAUGUUAUUAAUUAUCUCAAACGAAAAACGUAUUGCUGUGAGGAAAAAGGAAAAUACGACGAUGAGUGUACCCCGAAUUUGAUCUACGAGAAUGACCCCGUCCACCGGUUCUCAAAUGUUCGAUGUAUGAACCUAACCAGUCCUUACACCUUUCAAUAUUUCAAGUGCAGAAGUAAUAAAACAACGCCUUCCCGGAUUUUACCAUCGACUCCACUCUUUGAUUUGUCUAAUAUUUACAAUUACAUACCUGGAGGCAUCAACGAUUUCCGAGAGUACAAAGGAGGUAGAUUGAAGGUUGAGUUAGUGAACGGUUUGACUUACCCACUAUCAGGAAACGAAAGAUCCUGUAUCGCAAAUCAGAAGCCAAAAGAAACAUUAUGUCACAAGUAUCUGCCCAAUGGCGUUAUGGGCUCGAACAUAUUCCACAUAUGGUUCUACAGACUCCAUAACGUUGUGGCCGCGAAUCUGGAGAAGAUCAAUCCCUGUUGGGAUGACAAUAAAAUUUUCUACACGACGAGAGAAAUUCUGAUAGCUGGUUAUUUACAAAUAUAUUACUAUCAAUUUUUGCCUCUUUUGUUUGGGAUGGAAAGGCUGAUAAAAGACGGGGUUAUAUCAAAACACAAAGGCUACAGAGAUGUUUAUGAUGAGAAGAUUAUACCACAAAUGUCCGACGAGUAUUCUUAUGUGCUACGAUGGUUUCACAUUGCACAAGAAGCGACCCUUGAAUUGUACGAUGAAAACUACAAGUGCUUCAAGACAUUCCCUAUGGUCAAUUUGACCACCAGAACAGCAUACUUCCCUGAAAAUGACCAUGAAGCCCAGAUAGCUCGUGGUAGUUUCUUGCAGUCCACUUCUAAAUUUAUGGACCAUGCUGUGGAUCCUGAUAUCUCCGAAGUUGGCUUGGGAGGGUUGCAGUAUGCAUUCGACAUUACAGCUGCGGAUGUAGCAAAAGGACGAUUAUUUGGAUUCGCUCCAUAUGUUGAUUAUUUGGAAGUAUGCAGAAAGAAGAAGUUCAAAACCUUCAAGGAUCUUCUUGAAGUGAUGGAUGAAGAUAGAAUUAAACGCCUUAGAAGAGUUUACAAAUGUGCACAAGACGUAGACCUGAUGCCUGGGCUAUGGUCUGAGCGAAAAAUAAAGGAUGGAAGUGUCCCGGGUACCCUAUACUGCCUAAUGGCGGAACAGCUUCUGCGGAGCAUAAAAUCAGAUAGGCAUUGGUAUGAGAGGCGGAAUAGACCAUACGCUUUUACACCUGAACAACUGUCUCAGAUAAGAAAUUCGAAUAUGGGCAAACUAUUGUGCCGUGUAGCACCCGGCAUCACUAAAAUCACAAAAAAUCCUUUUCUUGUAAGGAGUGAGAGAAAUAAGAUGGUGAGCUGCGACGAAUUGCCCGAAGUGGACUUCAAUGCAUGGAAGGAAUGCAAACAGUGAAAAACGUCCUCUUCUUUUUGAAAAAUCACUUAGUGACCAAUUACCGAUUGUAUACAUGAAAAUACAAUAAUUAUGCCCUAUCAUAAA
Messenger RNA from Bombyx mori (domestic silkworm), 1965 nucleotides. Its product is annotated as peroxidase. Gene Ontology annotation, biological process: response to oxidative stress. Gene Ontology annotation, molecular function: heme binding; peroxidase activity. The record is from RefSeq and is a predicted model, not a curated record. Bases 31 to 1878 code for a protein of 615 amino acids. The transcript is spliced from 12 exons. NCBI's taxonomy places the organism in Eukaryota, Metazoa, Arthropoda, Insecta, Lepidoptera, Bombycidae.